Messenger RNA from Syngnathoides biaculeatus (alligator pipefish), 9223 nucleotides. RefSeq names its product crystallin beta-gamma domain containing 1a (gene crybg1a). Bases 109 to 8673 code for a protein of 2854 amino acids. The transcript has 23 exons. The record is from RefSeq and is a predicted model, not a curated record. NCBI's taxonomy places the organism in Eukaryota, Metazoa, Chordata, Actinopteri, Syngnathiformes, Syngnathidae.
CAGCGCCGCAGGUUCGCCCAGUUAAUCAAACAUCCUGCGAUAAACCAAGCAAGGAGAAGUCGUCUUUGUUGUUCUUUCGUGAUUCUGCUCUCUGUUUUCCAGUUCAACAUGAGUAAGUCCGGCACUUUAAAAAUGAGGAAUUUGUUCAAAGUAAAGUCACAGGAGAAAGACGGCAAGGAAGCCAAACAGUCGGACUCCAUGAGAGAUGGAGUGGCCGCCGUGUCAGGAGACAAGUCGGGGAUAUCCCCGGUGAACUCUGGUUCUGCCGGCAUCGGGUGCCCCGCCGCACUACCCGGGGACGGAGUGCUCAUUUCUCCGAAGGAAAAUAAGGGGAGGCGGAUGUUGUCGUUUAGGUUGAAGCGAAAGAAAUCUAAGCAGAAAGAAAGAGGGGCCGGCGGCGGAGGAGGAGGUGGUGAUGAUGAGUUGUUCCCCAGUGAACUGGACGUCUUCAGCAGCCAAAGACACAGGAGCUACGACCAAAUGAGCGUUUCGACAGCGUGUUCGUUCCAGACUCAGUCGGACUGGGACCUUCGAUCUGACACUAAUUCCAUGAUCUACUUCAGCAUGACUCAGAAAGGAAGUCCCACUUCACCAACCAAAUACUUCAAGAAUUCAGAAGACAAAAGGGGUGUGUUGGAUCGUCUCAGUCACUUCUUCAACCCCAAGAAGAGAAAGAGCCGAAACAGCCAGACUUCAGUCAAUGCAAGUUGUCCGGGUUCCCCAUCGCCCCCUUUGUCUCCACAAUCACCUUUGCUUAACCAGGAAAGUGGCUCAAAAACCCCUACUCCCUCCCGAAAGGAUGACAAGCCAAAAGAGACUGAACUCCGAGCAGGAGUGGAGAGUGGCAAUAACCUCAGCCAAAGCUCUAGUCCCAGUGCCUCAAGUGUGGUUUCUCUGUUGUCUGAUGAUGCAGAUAUUCCAUUUGCAGACUCAAACAGCAGUGGCUGUAGCAGUGUGAAAGAGGUUCCUGUGUGCAGGGUGAGCACUGCCAGGGACAAAAAGAAUUCAGGGAAUGUGACCCCCACUGCUUUUGACUUUGCUACUGGCCCUUUACCAUGUUCAGAUUCAAAAUCUGAAGUCGGAUUUGCAGAGUCAGUGGUCGAGGAGGUAAGCAAGAGGCUGCAGAUGGAUUUGGAGGAUAUAACGGAGAAGAAAGCAGAAUGUUUGGAUGAGGAGCGUCAUGAUAGCCCAACGAACAUGGCAACAUUUCAAAUUCCCUUUCCCAAGAAUGCUACAAUGCCCAAGUCACCUAACUUAACUUCCAUAAGUUUAGCAACAGCAAAAACAUCAGUUAAAGUUGGAGACAACGUUCACAGCACAACCCUAAAGGGAAUAACUUUGGGCUCUAUGUUACCUAGAACUCACAGCAUCCCAACUCAACAUGAGGAUCCACCAGAUGUUGGCAGGGAAAAUGCCGCACAAAGCCAUUCACAGGAAAGAGACAAAGUACCCAUUGGAGAGUCUCCUACUCAACUCUUUAAAGCCAUUCUAGUAAAUACUCACCUUGAAGAGGAGGAGAGAAUAGGGUGGGAGGACAUGAGAGCGGAAAGGGAGGAGGGCAUCAUACCACUUUCGCCUCCUGUGCUGGCCAUACCUGUCACAGUAUUUCCUGAGGAUGAGUCAGUUACUCAGAAGAGCACAGGCAACACGAGCAGCUUAGCAGAGUUGUCCUCUGCGCCAACUAUGCUGGAUUUGCAAACGACUUUACGGCAGCCAGAGGAGCCUGACACUGGCACUGACUCAAAGAAACUCCCCCUUAAGAAGAAACAAGGGUUAAAAGAAACUUGUGUUACACGCAAGACUGUGAAUCUGCCAUCAAAGGCUAAGGAUGUGGCCCAUGAAGUGCACGUGAGCACACAGCUAAGUUUGGAAAGGAAAAAGCAAGUGGGAGAAGAAGACAGCGCAGAUUCUUCAUCAACAACUUCUGAGCUGGCAAAGAAGAAUCGAUUGCUGCAACUUCGAAAGCACAGCUCUGAUGAAAACAAACAUGCAGAGUCUCCAUCAUUCAAACCAUUUGAUGAAACUGAAAACAGAAACAUAACUGAACUUUUAAGUGAAGAAAAAUCUUUGUGUCAGACAUCUGGAAUUGAGGCUCCUUCUGCAACACCUGAUAUGCACCGGGUGAAACUACAGACUGGGGUUUCAGGAAUAAGAGGCAAUGGGAUUAACCAGCCAACGUCCUCUAAACCAGUAGCAGCUGAAAAGCAGCGUACCAUUGGCAGCGUAACAAGGCCCUCGGCAACAGCAGCGGUAGGCAAGGGCAAAAAUGUGACAACAAAAGCAAAGGGUUCUAUGGAGGACAUUAAAAUUACAACAUCCAGUGAUCUACCACCACUAAAGCAACAAAGCAAUGUGAAAACAGUUUCUCUGAUAAUGCCAUCGAAAGACAAAUCCACCAGUGGUCUCACAAAGUCUAAAAUUCCCAAAAGACAAAUAUUAGAUGGUGAUAUAAAAUCACAUGUAGAAACAGAUCCAACGACACUAGUUGACAACUCGUUGGCCACUUCCAAACUCCAGAAAAACACAAGACUAGCUAAUGAAUCUUUGAAAUCUUUCGUGUCUACAACAAAAGGUGUCAGGAAAACAUGUUCCGACGAGGAAAAGGGUGUAAACGCAUUCUCAGCUGACAUUUCUCCCACUAAAGCAUUAAACCCAUUGCCACAUCCUGUGAAAGAAAAGCCAAAGGAUAUUAUUGAUGUUGUUGGGUCUACAAACUUACUAAACGGAGUGGAAGAGGGACUUAAAGUAGGACAGUCCGAUCAGGAUAAACUUGCUUCCUUAACAUCAAAGAGCCGGCUGCCUAUUUCAUCUCCAGCAAGAAAGUCGAACAAUGAAGUCCCUAGAAUGAGUGAAACCAACUGCAAAAAUGUAACAUCUCCUCAAUUGAACAGAGACAAAAAAGCCCAGAAGUGCCUAGACGAACGAGAAGCAACACACGUGAAAAGACCUGCAAGUGAGAUCCCUCCUCCCCCCAGCAGUCCCAAGAAAGUCGUCACCAACCAAGAUAAAGACAAACACUUAAAGAUUCCAUUAAACGUUUCCAGUGUCACAUCUCCUAGCAAGCUCCCAAUGAGAAGUCAGAGGAGCUCCUCCAGUCUUAACUCAAGAAAAAAUCAACUUACUUCAACUAAUGAUUCGUCAAACAUGUCUCAAUCUAAAGAGGACAGUUUACAUCCAAACAGUAACACAGAGACAACUGUCCAACCAAUAGACAGUAUUGCAUCAGAUCUUAUUAAAAACAGUUCCACUGUGGGUAAUCAUCAGGUUGAUUCUGGGUCAAACAAGGAGAAAGAAAAGUGUGUGACACAUACAAAUCAUUCUUGUGCCAGUGAAUCCAUAGAGAAAAUGAGACCGCCCCAGGGGUUAGAAGAGGCCCCAGCUAGUCCCAAAGGAAACACUUCAGAAACUCACAUAAUCAAGAAUAAUGAAACAGUGGUUAUAGUAAAGCUUAAAGACAAAGUUAACCCAGAAAAUAACGAUGUGAUAGCUGAGGUAGUACCCACCAAGGGAGUACCCAGUGCUGAGACUAAUCGGCAGGAAAAGGAGUACAAAGCCCUACAAGAGCUGAAAUUGGAGCUUUCACCUAAAAAUGGAUCUGAAUUCAAAGGUGAUAGCACGGCCGUGGAAAUGCAAAUGUUACAAUUGUACUCAGCGAAUGUAAAGGACAAGGUACUUCCGGAGACAGUCAUGCUUGCAAAUGACAUAAAACGAGAAAAGGGUAUUUCAGAAGAAGAUUCAGGAAUGAUGGCUCAGGCUGCUAAGGCAGCUCAUGAUAACCUAAUGGAUAGUUCUGUCAACGCUCCCUUAGGUGACAUCCUUCAAUGUGACAGCAUUAUACCCUCUCACCAGGUAGGCGCUUCCAUUGGUCCAGAUGAAGAAAAUGCCGAUGUUCAUCUAAAUGAAUCGGAGCUGAAAAGCCUUAUUUCAGCUACAUCUAAAAUUUCUUCAAACACUGCUGAUAAAAAGAAAGAUUUUGAAAUUAUUGAGGAAAAAAGUACAAAAAAAAAUCAUCAAAAUAUGUUGCUACCCACACUGGCCAUAGAUUCAAUCACAAGUGCUCCAGAAGAGGAGAAAAAAAAAGAGGUUGGCAAAAAACCAACACUGUUCUUGAACACAGAGAAUCUUUCUGAAGCUCUCAAGGAGGUUGAAAAUCAUCUGGACAAAGAGCCUCUUUUAGAAGCACAAGAAUCCAAAAACGAAGAAAAAGAAUUAAAGUCCAAUGAAAAGCUGAAUGACACAGCAGUGAUGGGCAACAACUGCAUCAGAGAGCUCAAAGCCACAGAAAACGAAGGAGAGAAAGUCAUCACUAAACCAAAACAAUCAACCCAGCUAACAGCAGAAAAUGAAUAUUUACCGCUGGCUGCAGAAGAGGAAAUGCAAACUGUAAACACCACAGAAAAGUACAAGAGUAGUAACACGCUGAAAGAUGAUGAAAUAACUGCAGUGUAUGGAAAUACAACCAAGGUCUUGGAUUCCAAAGAAGCUAUUGAGGUUUCUUUGAAGAAAAAUACAACAGGUCUAGAUAAUGAAUCUAAGCAGCCAAUGGAUCGACCAACAGUACAAAAAGAACUGGACCCCAAAGCACCUGGAGCUGAAGAUGAGGGAACCAGGAAUAACAAUGAAAUUCAGGACAAACACAGUUCUGUUAAAAGGGAGGAUCAAAGGCAAAUAAAGACAAUGGAAUCGACUAAAGAAAAAACAAAUCUUUCGUCGAUAAAAAGUUUAGUGAAUGAAAGUUCAUACAAGAGUCCCAAAGCAGAAGUUAUUACCCAAGAAGACCAGGAUCCUGUUGGAGUACGAGAUAAGAGUGUUGAGAAACUAAAUGAAAUUGCUGAUUCAGCAAAGGCAAUAAAUGCUGAAAAAACACUGGAAAGUCAAAGUCUUGUUGGGGUGGCACCGGAGCCUUCUCAACAAGAAACAGGAACAAAGAGUUUGGAAGAAGAAACACCACCUGCCACAAAUAAGUGUGAAAUUGGGAAUAUAAUUGUAAAUGAUGAAACUCAUGUUAAUUUUCAAGAGCACGAGGGCUCUGUAAACAUUAGACCUGAUGAUGAGGUCCAGAAACAGAGUGAAAACACUCUUCAGGACACAGAUUGCAAAGUGGUCAAUGUAAUUCAAGAAAGCGAAGCAAAAAUGGUAACAGCAGAAGCUAUGGAGAACAUACCCAAAGAUUCUGAAAAGCUUGCAAAAUUAAGUUUGCUUUUAAGGCAAACAGAUAAUGGAAAGAGUGAUAUUAAAGAAAAAGGAGUAUCUAAACAAAAUGAUGAGCAAAUGAUGGCUGCAACGCUGAAGUUAAAACGCAGUCAGAUUGAGAACACAGAACAAAAAGUCUUGACCACUGGAGUUUUAAAAAGUUCAUUUGAUCAAAAUGCCAAAGAGCCCAAAGAAAAGAAAAAGAGGGAACAAACCAAUAAAGCAGCUAAAAACCUCAAUACGUCUCAACAACCAGUAAAAGCACCAGUCAAUGUUGUCUCCGCUCUUCCUAGUGGAUUGAAACCACUGAGUGAAUGUCAGGGAAUUCAGCUCAAGAAGGAGUUGCCAUCUAGCUGGUUAGAUGUGGAACAUCAUCACAAACAGAAAAAGGGCAACAGACUGAAAAUAAAUAACUCGGCCAGUGAAGACGAAUCUCUUGAACCGGAUGAGUUUCAGGAUUUCAUCAAGAGCAUUAAAGCAGGCGGCAUUCCCUUCCCACUGCCUCCUAAGAAGCACCCACGUAAGAAGUCCCCAUCCCCCCCUUUUGCCAUGCCAGCCAUUAGGGAGGAUCAUUUUGAAAAAACGUUUGAUCCAGAACAGUUCCAGUUCGGCUUGAGAAAGAAAGGCAAACUUUUGAAGGAUCCAUCUCCGGCGAUGGUGUUGAAACAAAAAGCAGCCAAUCGGGCAGGACGGAGUGUGGAAAAACAGGGACCAGUCAAUUCCACACCCUCAGGUGAAAACCAAAGGGAAUUACUUGAUGAGGAAAAAGGAAAACCUGAAGUCAAAGAGGGACCAACGAUUGAGCAGAACAAUGGAAAGGGGCCAGGGAGGCUAUCAUCCCGGUUAGAAAGGAUAUCCAUCCUCUCUAACCUACUGAGUUCCCCUCGGUCCAGUAAGAGGAGCCAAGAGGAAGCAGCCUCUGACCAAAAUAAAGCUUCAUCCAAACAACAUACAAAUGAGCCCUCGCUUGGAAAGCAGGAAGCUGUUGAUGCAACCUUUCCUGAACACGAAUCAGAUAUGAAGGGCGUGGCGAGCAGCGAUGUAGGCUCUGCUGUGGGUGGUUGUACAGCUGCUGUCAGUGAGUCAACAAUUAGCCCCUCCCUGCCUUCUUUGCCCCUGUGUUCACAAAUCAUACUGUCAAAAUGUUCAGGGGAAAAGCUUGACGACAGAGGAGAGUCUGAGACUGUCUCGGACCCCACAAAGGCACCUAAAACCAACCAGGAUCCUGAUAAACUUAUUCCAAUGGACAAGCCUUUAACACCUAAAGUCAAUAAUGCUGAGCUACCGCCACCCACCAAAUGCAUCACAAAGACUCCUCGAAAGAAAAACUCUAAGACACCUGUGGUGAAAGGGUUCCACAAAAGACCCGGAAAGCUUUUCAUACAUGAACAUGAUGACUUGGGUGCUGAAGUGUAUGAACUUUGUAGUGAUGUCGAAGAUGCCACACAGAUGAAACUCUCUCCUGUCAUCUUGGUGCAAGUCAUCAGAGGAUGUUGGCUCCUGUAUGAACAUAAGGGCUUCCAGGGCUGUGUCAUUGCCCUCGAAGAAGGUCAAACAGAUCAUAUAGUGAACAUGUGGGCUGAGGAUGGUGCCGCAACAACUCUGGACGAGAAAGAUCAGCCAGUAUCACCAACACCCAUGACCAUCGGAUCUAUUCGACUGGCAGUAAACGACUAUACCCAGCCCAGAAUUGACCUGUUUACAGAAGUGAAUGGUUUGGGAAGGGUGUCAUCUUACUGUGAUGACAUGAUUGAAAUUGGUUCCUUUGGGAUCCCCCAGGCCACUGGUUCCAUCAAGGUCCAUUCUGGAGUCUGGCUUGUGUACAGUGAUCCUGGCUUUAGAGGUUUCGUAGGAGUGCUGGAAGUGGGCGAGUAUCCUUGUUCAGAGACCUGGGGUUUCUCUCAACCCUUUGUUGGCUCCUUCAGGCCCCUUCGAAUUGGAGCAAUAAAAGUGGAACAUCCCAAAGAGGUCAAGGCGCUGGUGUUCAAGAAGCCCAAUUUUGAAGGCGAGUGUUUAGAGGUGGAUGGUGAUUUGUACAACUUGAGUGAAGACAAGGGAGAAGCAGAGCAAGGCACCACUGGUGGAACUAAGAAAAUCUCUACAGUGGGCUCGCUCAAGAUACUUGGUGGCCUCUGGGUUGGCUAUCUAGAGGCAGACUUUGAGGGUCAGCAAUACAUCCUGGAGGAAGGAGAGUAUCCUCAUUGCAGUGAUUGGGGUGGAUCUGAGGAUGGUCUUCUCUCCAUUCGGCCCAUUAGGACUGAUUUCCUGUCCCCGCAUAUUAAAUUGUUCAGUGAGCCUAACUUGGAUGAGCGGGGUCUCAGUGUAGAUUUGAUGGGCCACGUUGUCAACAUGGCGGAUAUUGGGCAUGGCAUAAAAACCCAAUCUAUCAAGAUCCUGAGUGGGGUCUGGGUGGCAUUUGAGAAUCCUGCAUUCAGUGGUGAGCUCUACAUCCUGGAGAGAGGCCUGUAUUCAUGUCCAGAAGACUGGGGUGCCCAGAAUUUCAAGAUCUCAUCAAUCCAGCCAGUCUUCAAUGAAUCUCUGUUGGAGUCUAAGUUCAAGGUGCAGCUGUUCUCUGAGCCUGACUUUCAGGGUGAACUGAUGGUUCUGGAGGACAGUGCAGCAACUUUGGAUGAGGACUUUGUGCCCAGGUCCUGUAAGGUCCUGGCUGGCAGAUGGAUCACUUACGAAGGCAGAAACUUCACUGACAACAUGUACUUCCUGGAGGAAGGAGAAUACCCCGACACUGACUUCAUGGGCUUCUUGUCGUCAGACGUGAGGGUCCGCUCCUUGCAAACUGUUGGCCAUGAGUUGUCGCUCCCCUCCCUCCUGCUCUUCAGCAAGUUGGGCUGCACUGGUCGCAAGGUGGUGCUGACUCACGGGACAGUGAAUCUGCACCAGGCGGGUUGGGGCGCUCACAUACGCUCUCUGGUGGUGGAGGGUGGAAAGUGGGUGCUGUACGAAGGCUGCAACUAUCGCGGUCGACAGCUCCUGCUCCAGCCGGGCCAAGUGGCCGACUGGUCCAAGUUCAGUGGAUGGAAGGCCAUCGGAUCGCUGCGGCCAUUGCUGCAGAAACAGAUCGGUAUCCAUCUGCGGAACAAUGAGACAGGAUGUGUGAUGUCGUUGAUGGGGGCGCUGGAAGACAUCCACCUGAUGAGGGUGCACGCCGUGGAAGACACGGGUGGCGAAGAGCAACUCUGGCUCUAUCGAGACGGUUAUCUUACCUGCAAGCUGGCGGAGGACUGUUGCCUGGAGACCACAGGCAACAUGCUGAUGGCAGGCAGUCGGCUUUGUGUGUCCCCAGAGGCAGGAAAAGACAAUCAACUGUGGGACGUCACCUCAGACGGCCUGGUGCGCUGCCACUUCAAACCUGGCCUGGUCCUUGAGGUCAAAGGAGGUCAUCAAUAUGACAAGAACCUGGUGAUCCUCAAUACGUUUGAGGAGGGGAAAACAAACCAAAGAUGGACGCUGGAGAUUUUGUGACCGGAUGGGCCACACUGUGGCACUCAGACGCGACUCCGCUAGUGGAGCUCCUCACACCACUCAGAUGAGUCCCGAGUAGGAUCUUGCACAAUCACUGCACUCCUGUAGCAUUUGGACCCUUGUGGGGGAGGGUAACCAUGUUCUGAUAUUUGAGUAGCUGUUAAGAUUUUUAUUUUGUUGAUAUUGUUUUUGCGUUUUACAAUGAAGAUAAAUAUGUAUCCUUUCUAUAUGUUACAUUGCAUAUGGUGAAUCGUCAGCCCUGGUUUAAUGGUGCGACUCUUUCUCUUGACGUUAUGGUACGUGUCUACUACAUGGUGUGUGUUUCCUCAUGGAUGGACGCAAUGAAGUCUAAACACCAAAGAUAUAUUUUAUUUACACAUUUUGCCACUUCUGUUGGUAAUAGUAUUGUAAAGUUUUUCAAUGUUUUCACAGUACGUUUUAACACUGAAUGUGGUUCACGUUAUUAGAUUGUAGAUUUAGAGUUUGAACAUUUGAAUCAACUGUUGUAAAUAUGUAAACAUAAAAGGGGAAAAAUACCCGUUCUGUUAUA